Merops nubicus (carmine bee-eater) is the source of this 898-nucleotide messenger RNA. It is a transcript of the gene YIPF5, whose product is annotated as Yip1 domain family, member 5. Gene Ontology annotation, biological process: vesicle fusion with Golgi apparatus; regulation of ER to Golgi vesicle-mediated transport; endoplasmic reticulum to Golgi vesicle-mediated transport. Gene Ontology annotation, cellular component: membrane; trans-Golgi network. The transcript is spliced from 5 exons. The record is from RefSeq and is a predicted model, not a curated record. NCBI's taxonomy places the organism in Eukaryota, Metazoa, Chordata, Aves, Coraciiformes, Meropidae. Bases 1 to 771 code for a protein of 256 amino acids.
AUGUCCGGCUUCGACAGCUUCAACACGGAGUUCUUCCAGACCAGCUACAGCAUCGACGACCAGGCGCAGGCCUACGACUACAGCGGCAGGCCGUACAGGUACCCGCUGCAGUAUGGGGGCUACGAGUACCCCCCUCAGAGCGGGCUGCUCCCCGGGGACAUGGUGCAGCAGCAGCAGCCCUACACAGGGCAGAUCUACCAGCCCAGCCAGAGCUAUGCCUCAGCCUCAGCACAGGCUUUCUAUGGAAGUAACUUUGAGGAUGAGCCUCCUCUGUUGGAAGAAUUGGGGAUCAAUUUCGACCACAUCUGGCAGAAGACACUAACAGUGCUACACCCCUUGAAAGAAGCAGAUGGCAGCAUCAUGAAUGAGACUGAUUUGGCUGGACCAAUGGUCUUCUGUCUGGCUUUUGGAGCCACGUUAUUACUGGCUGGGAAGAUUCAGUUUGGUUACGUGUAUGGGAUAAGUGCAAUUGGCUGCCUGGGGAUGUUUUGCCUCCUGAACUUGAUGAGCAUGACAGGAGUGUCCUUUGGCUGCGUGGCCAGCGUGCUGGGGUACUGCCUGCUCCCCAUGAUCCUGCUCUCCACCUUCGCCAUCGUCUUCUCCUUGCAGGGAAUGGUGGGGAUUAUUCUCACGGCUGGAGUCAUUGGCUGGUGCAGCUUUUCUGCUUCCAAAAUCUUCAUUUCUGCCUUAGCAAUGGAAGGACAACAACUUCUAGUAGCAUACCCCUGUGCUUUACUGUAUGGAGUCUUUGCUCUCAUCUCUGUGUUUUGAACAGACUGUCCAAACUGUUGGACUUCAGUGGGCCAAAAUAAAAACAUCAGCUUGGAACGUGGAGUUGGACCAGAAACAGCUGCAGACAACUGUAUAGUGUUGCUAUCUCGAAACCUAGACCUGUUUU